ACGGCCAUCCAGAGCUGGAGCCCAGCACAGCACCAUCCUGUGUACCUGGCAGCAGGUACGUCAGCCCAGCAGCUGGAUGCCUCCUUCAGUACCACCGCCUCUCUGGAGAUCUUUGAGCUGGACCUGGCCGAGCCUUCUCUGGACAUGAAGCUCUGCGGCGCAUACUCCUCCUCUCACAGAUACCACACGCUGGCGUGGGGUCCCCACGGCAUGGAUGCGCAGGGUCUCCUGUCCGGAGUGCUCAUUGCGGGGGGCGAGAAUGGUGAUGUCAUCUUGUACGACCCGGCCAAGAUUAUUGCUGAAGACAGUGACGUUGUCAUCGCUCAGAGCGACAAACACAGCGGGGGGGUCAGAGUUGAUGUCAACUCCUUCCAGACCAACCUGGUGGCUUCAGGAGGUAACGAAUCAGAGAUCUACAUCCGGGACCUGAACAACUUUGGCUCCCCAAUGACACCAGGCCCUAAAACUCAGCCUCUGGAGGACGUCAGCUGUGUCGCGUGGAACAGACAGGUCAAACACAUCCUGGCUUCAGCCAGGCCCAGCGGCCGCGCCUCCAUCUGGAACCUCCGCAAGAACGACCUCAUUAUCAAAGUCGGCGACCACAGCAACAUGAUGCACUGUUCUGGGCUGGAGUGGAACCCAGAGGUAGCUACUCAGCUGGUGCUGGCCUCGGAGGAUGACCGGAUGCCAGUGAUCCAGAUCUGGGACCUGCGUUUCGCCACCUCCCCUCUCAAAGUCCUGGAGAACCACACACGGUGCUGUAUGAGUUGCCUACCAGUACCCAGUGGUGCUUUGACAUCCAGUGGUGUCCCAGGAACCCAGCGGUGCUGUCGGCUGCAGCCUUUGACGGACACAUCAGCAUUUACUCCAUCAUGGGGGGCAGCAGCCAGGCUGUCAGCCAGACACAGGCAGACACAAUCAGCACGUCAUUUGGCAACAUGGAUCCGUUUGGAAUGGGCCAGACCCUGCCCCCGCUGCAGCUUCCCCAGGCAUCCCCCUACACAGCCACCCCCCUCAAAAAGCCCCCCAAGUGGAUCCGCAGGCCCGUGGGGGCCUCCUUCGCUUUUGGUGGUAAGCUGGUGUCGUUGGAGAACAUUAAGCCCAGCCCCCAGCAGCCUCAGCAGCACGGCCCAUGUGGUUCACGUGAGUCAGGUGAUCACCGAGACGGCCUUCCUGGAGCGCUCGGCCCAGCUGCAGGCCAUGCUGGCUGCAGGCAGCUUCACUGACUUCUGCCAGGAGAAGAUAGAUGCUGCCCAGAACGAGUUCGACAAGACCGUCUGGUCCUUCCUGAAGGUGAACUUUGAGAAUGACGCUCGUGGAAAAUACCUGGAGCUUUUGGGAUACAAGAAGGAGGAGCUAGCAGCAAAGCCUCUAGCCGACCCUGGACGACUCCUCUCCGCCGACCUCCCACCUGAAGACGCAUUUGACCUCAUCGCUGCUACAAAUCUCCAGCCAGCAGCGGAACUGGAACUCAAACCUGCUCCAGAACCGAAAGAUCCGUUUGACCUCAUCGCUGCUGCAAACCUCCAGCAAGCAGCGGAACUGGACGUGACGGAGUCUCUGGAACCAGUGGAAGCGGAAGUGGACCUGACGAGGGCUUUGGCCCUUGAGGCUGAAGCUGAGCCCAUCGCCCAGGAAGAGAUUCCUCUGGAGGAGGAGGUGGCAGCACCAGUGGAAGCAGAGGCAGAGGCCAGCCUCCCUGAGGAGGCACCAGCUCCAGUCCAAGAGGGCAUUAACCUCGGUCUCAGUCGAGGUGUGGACUGCCUGAUUACCCAGGCCCUGCUGACCGGGGACUUCGGGGGCGCCGUGGUACUCUGUCUCCAUGACAACCGCAUGGCCGACAGCAUCAUCUUGGCUAUCGCCGGAGGGGCGGAGCUUCUGGAGAAAAGCAAGAUCACCAAGACUGAGCCGACACCCCCCAUUUAUGGGAUGCCUCCCCCUGGGUCAGAUGUGUACUCACAUCAGUACCAGCCCUACCCUCCGGCCAGCCAGUACAACCCUGGCACUGGUGGCCCAGCUAUCUAUUCACCUCUUCAGUACUCUGCUCCUCCCUCCUUCUCUUCCUCCUCUCCUCAAGCCCCAGCUCCAGGCUUCAUGCCCCAGUACACUCAACAACCCCUCUACCAACCUCCUGCCAUGGGACAGCCUCUGUCUUCUCAUCCUCCUUUCUCUCCUACUUCCUCCUUCUCUCCUCCUCUGUCCUCUGGAGCGUCUUUCCAACAUGGCGGACCAGGGUCGCCUGCCUCGUACAUGCUUCCUCCUCCACCAACCGGAUCCUCAGGCCCUCAGAACGGCUGGAACGACCCUCCUACUCUGAGCAGAGUGCCAAAGAAGAAGGUUCCAGAGAACUACACUCCUCCUGCCUCCAUCUUUUCUCCCCUGGGUGCCGGGGACCCCCAGGCCCAGCAGUCCCCCUCCAUGCCCCCCCAUCCCAUGGCCCCAGGCCAGGCCCAGAACCAGGGCAUGCAGCAGCAGCAGAUGGAGGGAAUGUGGAGGGAGCGCCCGGAGCCCCUACUGGAGAUGUCAUACAGUCUAAACCCAUGGACUGUGAUUACCGUCCAGCCGCUGCAGUCCAUCCCUGCUGAGAAGAUCACUAAGAAACCCAUCCCUGAGGAGCACCAGGUCCUGAAGAACACCUUAGAGGGCCUCAUCCAGUGCUUGGCUGCUGCCACAGACCCUCAAACCAAGAGGAAGCUGGAUGACGCCAACAAGCGCCUUGAGGCCCUCUAUGACAAGCUACGAGAGCAGACAUUCUCCCUGGCCAUCGUAGGAGGCCUGCACAACAUGGUGCAGUGCAUCGAGUCUCGUUCCUACAUGGAGAGCCUCAACAUCCACACGCACAUAGUGAGUAGCAGCAACUUCAGCGAGACGUCUGCCUUCAUGCCUGUGCUUAAGGUGGUGCUGCAAGCCAACAAACUGGGGGUCUGAGCAGGAUGAGAAACCCUCCCCCACUCCUCUGAGUCUGGGGUGAGAUGGAGAAGGAUUGCUCAGGAAUGGAUGAUGUCAGAAAAAAAAGACCAGAAAGUAAAUGUGUGUACUUUUUACCCCUUUUUUCUCCCCAAUUUCAUCAUAUCCAAUUGGUAGUUAGUCUUGUCCUAUCGCUG
This is a messenger RNA of Coregonus clupeaformis (lake whitefish), 3104 nucleotides long. Its product is annotated as protein transport protein Sec31A-like. Gene Ontology annotation, cellular component: COPII vesicle coat; endoplasmic reticulum exit site. Gene Ontology annotation, biological process: endoplasmic reticulum organization; endoplasmic reticulum to Golgi vesicle-mediated transport; COPII-coated vesicle cargo loading. The record is from RefSeq and is a predicted model, not a curated record. NCBI's taxonomy places the organism in Eukaryota, Metazoa, Chordata, Actinopteri, Salmoniformes, Salmonidae. Gene Ontology annotation, molecular function: protein binding; structural molecule activity.